Messenger RNA from Sodiomyces alkalinus F11, 543 nucleotides. RefSeq lists its product as hypothetical. The record is from RefSeq and is a predicted model, not a curated record. The coding region runs from base 1 to 543 and encodes 180 amino acids. The transcript has 4 exons. Lineage: Eukaryota; Fungi; Ascomycota; Sordariomycetes; Glomerellales; Plectosphaerellaceae.
AUGGACGGAUUGAACCACCGCCGCACGGUGCGAGUCGCCGACGUCCUCUCGGACUUCCGGACUCUCCAGUACCACAUUGCCGCUGCGCCCACGGAACCCCUCAACGUGGAAGACUACUACACCGAAGGCUGGGCGGCCCUGCGGCAAUGCGCCAUCGACGGGCACCACAUUCUGGAAUGCGCUGCCGACACGAGGGUCCCGGAGGCGGAUGGAGAAGCGGAACAGGAGAAGGCCGAGCUGAAGCAAAUCCUUUUGGACUCGUAUGCCAGGAGACACGAAGCUCAGAAGAUCUAUCUCCGACAAGCUGCGGCGCAGCGCUGGAUUGAGAACCGGGAAGCCAUUCUGCAGGGCGGACGGCCACAUACCGGUAAUCGGUCGCUCCUAAGGGCCUGUGAUCAACAGUUGCGAGCUGAGCUUUCAAUGAUCACGGACGAGGUUGUCUACCACGAACUCCAAAUCUCGGAUCAGACCAUGGGCCGCUGGACGGACGAAGAUCCCAGCUUGCGCAGCGUGCAGCGCUGGCUUCGCGCACGACGACGCUAA